Messenger RNA from Procambarus clarkii (red swamp crayfish), 678 nucleotides. The record is from RefSeq and is a predicted model, not a curated record. Lineage: Eukaryota; Metazoa; Arthropoda; Malacostraca; Decapoda; Cambaridae.
AUGAUAGACAGUUCUCCUUUUCCUUCUACCCUCUACUUUACUGAUAAUCUACCUCCUUCUACCCUCCACUCUACAGAUAAUCUACCUCCUUCUACCCUCCACUCUACAGAUAAUCUACCUCCUUCUACCCUCCACUCUACAGAUAAUCUACCUCCUUCUACCCUCCACUCUACAGAUAAUCUACCUCCUUCUACCCUCCACUCUACAGAUAAUCUACCUCCUUCUACCCUCCACUCUACAGAUAAUCUACCUCCUUCUACCCUCCACUCUACAGAUAAUCUACCUCCUUCUACCCUCCACUCUACAGAUAAUCUACCUCCUUCUUCCCUCCACUCUACAGAUAAUCUACCUCCUUCUACCCUCCACUCUACAGAUAAUCUACCUCCUUCUACCCUCCACUCUACAGAUAAUCUACCUCCUUCUACCCUCCACUCUACAGAUAAUCUACCUCCUUCUACCCUCCACUCUACAGAUAAUCUACCUCCUUCUUCCCUCCACUCUACAGAUAAUCUACCUCCUUCUUCCCUCCACUCUACAGAUAAUCUACCUCCUUCUUCCCUCCACUCUACAGAUAAUCUACCUCCUUCUACCCUCCACUCUACAGAUAAUCUACCUCCUUCUACCCUCCACUCUACAGAUAAUCUACCACUUCGCUACAGCUCUAUAUUAAAACUCUGA